CGCGAGAGUGCACGGUGGGCUGCCGCUGAGGCGGAGGAGGAAGGGCGAACGAGGGCGGGCGGCGGCAGCAGCAGCAGCAGCAGCAGAAGGGGCAAGCAGGCAGGGAGGGGACAGGACGCGGCUGAGGGGGAAAGAGAAGGAGGAGGAGGAAGGGGGCAACGACGACCCACCGGGAUCGGAAGGGCGGGGGGCGACACCGCCGCUGCCGAGGGGCCAGGAGGGCAGGCGAGCAGGCAGGGGGGCGGCGCGAAGCGGCCUGGCCCCGCCCGGAGAGACGCGCGAGCGGUCUCCGGCCCGCCCCCCCGUCCGCUCAGCCCCUCCCGGGCCGGAGCCUCACGGGCGAGCGAACGAGUGCAGGCCGGGGCCGUGGCCUUGAAGGCGGAGGAGGCUGAAGCGGCUGGGAGGGGGGCGGCCCGCGUUCUCCGCCGCCCCCACGAAGGCGGCCGCAGCAGCAUCAGCAGCGCCAGAGCCCCGCAGGUUACUCAUGCUGAAGAGGCUCCAUUCAUACAGAUGAGCCCAGGGUCGAGGCAGGACUUUCAACCCAGAUAGUCAGUUGGCUAACUGCCCAGCAGGAUGCCAUCCACCAGCCGAGCAGGCAGCCUGAAGGACCCAGAAAUUGCAGAGCUCUUCUUCAAGGAAGACCCAGAGAAGCUCUUCACAGAUCUCCGAGAAAUCGGCCAUGGAAGCUUCGGAGCUGUUUAUUUUGCACGUGAUGUGCGCACCAAUGAAGUGGUGGCCAUCAAGAAAAUGUCUUACAGUGGGAAGCAAUCCAAUGAGAAAUGGCAAGAUAUCAUUAAAGAAGUCAAGUUCCUACAAAGAAUUCAACAUCCCAACAGUAUAGAAUACAAAGGCUGCUACUUGCGGGAGCAUACGGCGUGGCUUGUUAUGGAAUACUGUCUAGGAUCAGCAUCAGAUUUAUUAGAAGUCCAUAAAAAGCCAUUGCAGGAGGUGGAGAUAGCUGCCAUUACCCACGGUGCUCUCCAAGGACUGGCAUAUUUGCAUUCCCACAACAUGAUCCAUAGGGAUAUCAAGGCGGGAAACAUCCUACUGACGGAACCAGGCCAGGUGAAGCUCGCUGACUUUGGAUCUGCUUCCAUAGCAUCUCCUGCCAAUUCAUUUGUGGGGACGCCAUAUUGGAUGGCCCCAGAAGUGAUUCUAGCCAUGGACGAAGGGCAAUAUGAUGGUAAAGUGGACGUGUGGUCUCUUGGGAUAACGUGCAUUGAGUUAGCGGAAAGGAAGCCUCCUUUGUUUAAUAUGAACGCAAUGAGUGCCUUAUAUCACAUAGCGCAGAAUGAAUCCCCUACACUCCAGUCCAGUGAAUGGUCUGAUUAUUUUCGAAACUUUGUAGAUUCUUGCCUCCAGAAAAUCCCCCAAGACAGGCCUACGUCGGAGGAACUCCUGAAGCAUGUCUUUGUCGUCCGAGAGCGCCCCGAGACAGUGUUAAUAGACCUGAUCCAGAGAACAAAGGAUGCGGUCCGAGAGCUGGACAAUCUACAGUAUCGCAAGAUGAAGAAACUCCUCUUCCAGGAGGCUCACAAUGGACCUGCAGUGGAAGCCCAGGAAGAGGAGGAGGAGCAAGACCACGGCCUGGGCCGGACGGGAACCGUGAACAGCGUUGGCAGCAAUCAGUCCAUCCCCAGCAUGUCCAUUAGUGCCAGUAGCCAAAGCAGUAGUGUUAAUAGUCUUCCAGAUGCCUCGGACGACAAGAGCGAGCUGGAUAUGAUGGAGGGGGACCACACGGUGAUGUCCAACAGCUCUGUCAUCCACUUGAAGCCGGAGGAAGAAAAUUACCGAGAGGAUUCGGACCCUAGGUCAAGAACGUCGGAACCACAGUCGCCACCCCAAGUGUCUCGCCACCGGUCCCAUUAUCGCAACCGAGAGCACUUUGCUACCAUACGCACAGCAUCGCUGGUGACGAGGCAAAUGCAGGAACAUGAGCAGGACUCGGAGCUCCGGGAACAGAUGUCCGGCUACAAGCGCAUGCGGCGGCAGCACCAGAAGCAGCUCAUGGCCCUGGAGAACAAGCUGAAGGCCGAGAUGGACGAGCACCGCCUGCGGUUGGACAAGGACCUCGAGACCCAGCGCAACAACUUUGCAGCGGAAAUGGAGAAGCUCAUAAAGAAGCACCAGGCGGCUAUGGAGAAGGAGGCAAAAGUAAUGGCCAAUGAAGAGAAGAAGUUCCAACAGCACAUUCAAGCCCAGCAAAAGAAGGAGCUCAGCAGCUUCCUGGAAUCCCAGAAAAGAGAGUAUAAACUCCGGAAGGAGCAACUCAAAGAGGAGCUGAAUGAGAACCAGAGCACCCCCAAGAAGGAGAAGCAAGAGUGGCUGUCCAAGCAGAAAGAGAACAUCCAGCACUUCCAGGCAGAGGAGGAGGCCAACCUGCUCCGGCGGCAGAGGCAGUACCUGGAGCUGGAGUGCCGCCGUUUCAAGAAGAGAAUGCUGCUCGCCCGCCACAACUUGGAGCAGGAUCUCGUCCGGGAGGAGCUCAACAAGCGGCAGACCCAGAAGGACCUGGAGCACGCCAUGCUGCUGCGGCAGCACGAGUCCAUGCAGGAGCUGGAGUUCCGGCACCUCAGCACCAUCCAGAAGAUGCGCUGCGAGCUGAUCCGGCUGCAGCACCAGACGGAGCUCACCAACCAGCUGGAGUACAACAAGCGGCGAGAGCGGGAGCUGAGGCGCAAGCACGUCAUGGAGGUCCGGCAGCAGCCCAAGAGCCUCAAGUCGAAAGAGCUUCAGAUAAAGAAGCAGUUCCAGGACACCUGCAAGAUCCAGACCCGGCAGUACAAAGCGCUGCGGAACCACCUGCUGGAGACCACGCCCAAGAGCGAGCACAAGGCGGUCCUGAAGCGGCUCAAGGAGGAGCAGACCCGGAAGCUGGCCAUCCUCGCCGAGCAGUACGACCACAGCAUCAACGAGAUGCUCUCCACACAAGCCCUGCGGCUGGACGAGGCGCAGGAAGCAGAGUGCCAGGUCUUAAAGAUGCAGCUGCAGCAGGAACUGGAGUUGCUGAACGCUUACCAGAGCAAGAUCAAGAUGCAGGCGGAGGCCCAGCACGACCGGGAGCUGCGGGAGCUGGAGCAGCGGGUCUCCCUGCGCAGGGCCCUCCUGGAGCAGAAGAUCGAGGAGGAGAUGCUGACGCUGCAGAACGAGCGCACCGAGCGGAUCCGAAGCCUGCUGGAGCGCCAGGCCCGGGAGAUCGAGGCCUUCGACUCGGAGAGCAUGCGGCUGGGCUUCAGUAACAUGGUCCUGUCCACCCUCUCCCCCGAGGCGUUCAGCCACAGCUACCCAGGAGCCUCCAGCUGGCCCCACAACCCUUCUGGGAGCACGGGCCCUCACUGGGGCCAUCCCAUGGGCGGCCCACCCCAAGCCUGGGGCCACCCGAUGCAAGGCGGCCCCCAGCCGUGGGGCCACCCCUCGGGGCCCAUGCAAGGGGUCCCUCGAGGGAGUGCGCUCGGGGUCCGCAACAGCCCCCAGGCCCUGAGGCGGACGGCUUCCGGGGGACGGACGGAGCCGGGCAUGAGCAGGAGCGCCAGCGUCACCUCGCAAAUCUCCAACGGGUCCCACGUGUCUUACACCUAACUUCGAGCGGCCCCCGCGAGCGGCCUUGCCGCUGGAGCUGUCUGCCAACAGGAGCUGCCGUCAGGAGAGCCUCCCCAGGAGCCUGGCCUGGGCAGUGCGGCGGACGCCGGCUGCCGGCUGGGGAAGGCGAUGCGUUCAGGGUUGACUAAUGGGGAUGUCAUAGUAUUGGGAUGCAGAGUCCCUUUCCCUUUUUCAGUUUUGCAGCGGUGGUGAGGAGAGGGCAGCCUGGUCUGCGGCGGUGGUGGCGGCAGCAGCCCGAAUCCACUCGGGAGGGAAGGGUAGGCAUCCCUUUCCCCAGCCAGACUCCCUCGCUUGCUGAGCGGGGGUGUGGCCGUGCAUUGCGGGGGUCCCUCUCCGUCCUGCAGGCCCUCCUCCCCAGCCCGCUUGUAGGCCUGGCCUCUUGCUGAGAAGGGACCAAACAGAAGCCUGUUGCAGGAGAGGGGCGAGAGGUCUUGGCCUGCUGGCGGCAGAGGGGCGGGGCAGGCCCUUGACGGCGCGCUUUCCCGCUUGCACUAGAAGGCGGGGCCCCUUGGGCAGGCUGCGCUCGCGGGGCCGGACAGAACAGCACCAGUGGAAUGCACCUGCUAGGACCCUGUGAGCAGUUGGGCCCGACAGCCGGUGCCGUGUGUGGUGGCGGGCAGGGGAGAGGUGGGCCCUGGGAGCGGUGCUCUGUCCCCCGCUGCAUAAUACUGUGACAUCUCCUCUUAGUUAAGCAUCGGAACCACUCGCAGGCCACCCGGAAUCGCCCCGGUUGCUCUGCGCCCCCCUUCAGCAGCGUCACGCUUGGCAGCCAACCCACCCCCGACUCCUGAGGUAUUGUGACCGAGGCCAUAAAGUUGCAGGUGCCACCGCUAGGCAAGGAGCUCCCCCCGCCCCCUUCUGACACUACAUUUGCCAGUUUCGUUACCCGUCUUGGGCUUGCCACAGUUCCUCGUUUCCAUGUAAGCCGUAGCCAAUUUUCCGAGUGUUCAGUUGCCACGGGGGGGGGAGGGGACAGGCCGUGGGGGUCUCUCCCAGCUGCUGACUGACCUGUUACUGCCUCUGGAGCUGUCCUUUGCACGGACUCUCGGCUGCAAAUCCUGUGCAGCUCUGCAGCUGUUGUGAGCGCCCAGCGGCCUCUUUGCUGCCUAGCCAGCUUCCCAGGAGAUUCCCGGGGGACCUGGGAACAAGGUUUCCCCUGUGUGCUCGGGGGUCUUGGGAACCUGCAGCCACCAAGGCAGCAAAAAGAAGCAUUGUGACCAGCAGCAGAGAAGCUCAGUCGAGAAGCGUUUGGGGGUGGGCGGAGAGGCAGAGAAACCCCUCUCCCUACGAGGGCUGCCCCACUUGGUGUUCAGUGUACAUUAGUUUCCUUGCCACUCCAACCAAACACUAGCUACUAACUGUAGGAUUUGCCUUUUAACACUUCUAUAGGGCUCAGAAAAUGAGAGGGUCCCCCCCCCCCGAAUGUGUUUAUGUCCACGCGACACAUUUGUAUAGAAAAUACUCUGUGUGUCACACUGCUGCUCAGUUCCUUUCUGUUUUAAUCAGUGUGACCUUUUUUUAUUAGCUAAAUUAAAAGCCACUUCAGUCAACCUCUUUCUCUCUCUCUCUCUCUCUCUCUGUCCUCCAGCUCUUUGGUUGAUCAUAUCAUUGGGAGCAAAGAUGAGCCCAUAACCUAAAAAGUGGAGAGGGGAGAAGGCCAACUAAUGUUGAACUGAGCACAGUUGAUUGCAUUAAGCAUCAUAGAAGCACAGGAAGCUGCCAUAUACUGAGUCAGACCCUUGGUCCCUCUAGCUCGAUAGUGUCGACACAGACUGGCAGCAGAUUCUUCAAGGCUGCCGUCUCUCCCAGCCCUAUCUGGAGAUGCCAGGGAGGAAACGUGGAACCUUCUGCAUGCAAGCACUCUUCCCAGAGCGGACCCAUCCCUGAGGGGAAUAUUGUAUGGUACUCAUGCACGUAGCCUCCCAUUCAAAGGAUUGGGGCGGGGGGCACAGCAUCAAAACAAGAAAAGAUUUUGUGGGCUUUAUAUUUUAGGACAAAGGUUCACAAACUGGGGUGGGUCCCCAGAUGGCAGAGUACAAUUCCCAUCAUUCCCUGCCAAAGUGGCCUUGGACUUGUAGUCCAGCACCAUCUGAGGACCUAAGCUUGAGAAUAACCCCUAUUCUCGGCCAUGGGUGCCUCUGUGAUGGUUUCAGAGUGAGUCCAUCGUGGUUGCCAGGUAUCUGGUCCUUCCAAGCGAAACUAAACCAAGCUAAUAGGUGGUGGCUAUGAAUUAUAUUAAGUAUUAUAUAUUUAAUAUAUCAUUAAAAGGAGGGAGGGAGAGGAAAACACACACCAUUUAAACUUGGAAGCACUCCCUAUACACUCCAUCCCAAUGGAAUCCCCUAAACUUCUGGAAUGUCUCCCUUUUAGGCAGUAUCGCCUCAAGAACAUGACAGCAAUAUCGAAUGUGGCUGUGUGUGUGAGAGAGACGGGGGGAAUCCCUGGGUUUCCCUCACCCCGACUCGUUUGAGCACUGCUUGGAACCCCGUUCUUUGUUCAUUCUUUUUCUUGUGUUUAGGGGAAGAUUUUGGUCUGAUUCGUCAAGAGCUUUCCCUUGAAAUCGUUUUACUGCCUGUUUCUCCUCCCCUCCACCCCCAUGUCUAUUUCACUUUUCUCCGGGGGGUGUUGGAGAGAAGUCUGGUGUAACCAGUUUCUCUUCCCUCUCUGUAUGUCUUCACAUGCCAGACCCUGAACUACUCAAUGAAUUAAUAUUUUAAUUAAAAUAGUUUGCAAAAACUGAUUCAGAUGGGGGCUGUUCUGGCAGUCUGCUUGUUCUUAAGAUGGUGCUGUUAAUAGGACACUGACUGUGUGUGAGUGUGUGUGAGAGAGAGAGCACACGUGCUAGGUGUGAGGCACAGGUCAGCAAUGAGACUAUAAGCUACCCCCUUUCUACCAUGUUUUAAUAGCUGUGCAGCAGAUUGCCACAGGGGAUGAUGGGAGUUGUAGUCCAGCAGGAGCUGGCGAGCCUCAGCUGGGCACCCCUGCUGACCUGGAGGGGCACAUCCUGACCCUAGCCGCUGUGAAACCGAUCACUUGAUGAUGCGGGGGUCGUUGGAGUCCACACAACCCCACAGCUGCACAUGGCGGUGGGGGGAGUCAUUGGAAGCCUCCUCCCAGCGCCAGCCCCUCUUGGAUCCUGGCAAAGCACGUCAGCUGAGGUUUCUUGCUUAGCUCCCCACCUCCAUGGAUGGAGAGGAAGGCAGAGGACAUGGCAGCAGUGCAGGAUUCCCCCCGCUUGGGACGGCACACCUGAAGCCUCCCUGCAGCAACAUGGGCGAGGUUAGCUGGCUUGCAGCUCUCAGCCUUUUCCUUUCUGCCAUUCCUCUGAGAGCUGCGCUGAAGGCGGUGUUUUGGAACAGAAACUGGUGCCUAGUCCUUCGGUUCCUCAACCCCAUAGCAAAGUGCUUUGCUUUCACUGAGCUUCCGUUUGAGGUGCCCUCUUUCUUGGGAAAACGAACACACACACACACAAUUUAAGCCAUAGAAGAUUAUUUUAACACCGCUCAGAGAGUGGCAGGAAACGCCCCCUUCCACCCCACCCCGAUGCAGAGUCACUGAUUAGCGGCUGCCCCAUUGCUGAAAGCUCCUUUCUCCCAACCAAUCAAUGCAGGGGGUCCCAACCUUGGGCCCUCAAAUGAUGGACUGGAACUCUCAUCACCCCCAGCCACAGUGGCUUUUGACCACUGUGACGGGAUGGUGGGAGUUGUAGUGAAGAGGUUGAAAAUGCCUGCAUUCAUUUUUAAUUUUUUUUACUGCCUGCUUGCCUCUUUGCACUGAAGCUAGUUUCCUUCCCCUGCCCCAAAAGGUAACCACCUCAUACUGGCCACCCAGAGAUGCAAGUUUGCGCAGGGUAUAAAUUUGAUAGAUAGAUAGAUAGAUAUUGAAAACUCUCUUUUAACAUUAAUGCAACAUCUCCCCCUCUUUUGAACUCUGCUCUCUUCCUCGGCUCUUGUGAAAGCCCUCUCCCAAACAUUGGGUUAAACAUACUCUCCGGGGUGAAAGGGCUGCGUCAGCGAGAGCAGGAAUCAGGCAGGCAGAGGCCUGCGUGAACAAGUCAGCUCUUUAAUCCAGAGUCCCGAGUGCCUCUCAGUAACUGUCCAUCUCCUUCACCACACCCACUAGCCAGGCUCUCUAGUGGAUGAAAAAGGCAAGUGAACCAUCCCCAUCUCCUCUUUCUAGUGUAGCCAGAAACCUUGUGUAUUAACUUCUUUGCCAAGUAAACCGCACCCACCCACCUUGCCAGCAGGAAGCAGUAUGAACGAAAAUGGGUUCCCACCACCACCUAUCCACACAUACUGUGCUCUCCCUUUCAAAAUUACGGGUAAUCUGGAACAUGUACAAAUCUGAAUUUCACAGCCCACUCUCGGGAAUGUGGGGAAGGAAAUGCUGUAAUUUAUCUGUAAAUAACAUAGCUAACAAAUUGACGUGUGCGUGUGCGUUUCUUUUGAAGUCUGAAGCCUUUCUCUUUUUUAAAAAUACAGUUUCUUUUUUUAGCAGAAUCUGCAGUAUGUGCCAAGGGGCAAAGCAGUUUCAGGGAGUUCUAGGGUCUGGUGAGAGAGUUUUUGGUUCCUGUGUUUGGUGGGGUCUGUGCUUGGUGUGUGUUUUUUACGAGUGUCUCUUCCCUUCUCAUAACACAAAAGUCUCUCUUGGGGACCAGGGGACUUGUUCUUGGGUUUGAGGAGGGAAAAACCCAGUGCUGAAAUAAAUAGAAAAAGAGGUGGAUUUCAUUAACCCCAUUGCCUGCUUCUUAAUUCCAGCAUCACCCUUCUCUAUGGUAACUCCUAGCUCAGCAGAAUGUCAGGAUCAGGAGAUGUUAGCAAAUGAGCUGAAGCUUGCAGUGGAGUUUGCAGGAGAAAGAUGUGAGCUCUUGGCUGGCGAGAGUCCUAGUUUGAGGGGAGAGCUGUUAAAUUCUUGGGUGGUUUUUCUUUGCUUUUCAACUCCAAUUUGUGUGAACAGCCCUAAAGAGACAUGGAGGGGCUAGAAGUGAUGACCCGGAACUGCUACUCAUGUUGUGGGCAAGCAGUUCUCUGUGGGUGGUUCUGAGGUGUUGGCGUUUGCCCGGAAGCUGAGAAGUCUUUGUGGUGCUGGGGGAAAGGGGUGUGUGUUGAAAGGGUUUUCUGGAACUGCUGCUGGUGUCUGAGUUGGGCAGGGGAGAAGGGACCAAGGCAGCCAGAGAGGAGCAUGUGGGGAGAGGGUUGUGGGUGUGUUCAUGCACACAACUUGGUGGCUUCUCGCACACUUCUCGUCACAUCACCCACUUUCAGCCCGCCACUUUUCCAGCCAUGAGCCCACAGUUUACCCCGUCCAGUUCACACCCAUGCACUGGAGUGGAUUUGACGUAAAGCAGUAUUUUUGAAAGGGCAUCACAUACCCCACACAAGAAGAAACGACACUGGGCUGAAAUAGCUCUAAAUGCGAAAGGUCUUCUUUUCUCUCUCUUUACAAUUAAUGCUUUAUGGUGCUGGAAGUCCUUGGCACGUUCCUCCCGGGGAGAAGGCCCCAAGCCAUUGGGUGGUGAGAGGGGGCUGUGGCGAGUGCUCCGUUGGGAUGGUUUUGCAUCCAGGGGGAUCUCUUGAACAGCCCAAUUCCUCUUGGCUUUAAUGGACAAGGCAGAUGGCAUCUCUUUUAAAUUAAGGCCCGCGAGGCAAGCGUGUGAGGUGUGAAUAGUGUACAUUUGACAUUGAGCGGGGGAAAGAGCUUGCUUGUAUUGUGAAGAUGUCUUUAAAAACAAAAGAGGAGACUUGAUUUCUAACAAACGAUUAACACAACUUCAGUGUCAUUUUUUAUCCCACUGGGGGUAAAAGGGCAUCUUGAAUGUAUAAUCCUCUUUGUAUGCCACGUUGGCUGACUCUACCAGCCAGCCGGAAGUUCUAUUUAUUAAUUUUAUAUGAUUGACGCCCCCCACCUCCCGGCUUCAUGACUUUCUAGCGUGGGUCUGAUCUCCCCCUCGAUUUUGCACAAGGGUUGCAUACAUUAAAAUUACAACAUUGUGGUUUCUUGAAGUCCUUGCCCCUCUUCCGGUCGGUCUUUAGUUUUUGGUCGCUGUUUGCAGCUUCUUGUGCAAACGUCUGAUCCUGUUUUUGAGAGUCAAAACGCAUAACCUGUCCGUCCAUUGAAAGGAAGGAACCGAAUGGCAAAGUUGGCAGCCUUUGCCGUUUGGAGCUGGACUGGAGGGAAGGAGAGAUGCACACCUGUUGCUGCACAAACCCCAAGUGGUAGAAUGAAAGCCUACCAUUGCCUCAUGUGUUUUCCACUGCUGGGCAUCACCUAGAAGUAGGCGAAGGUGCAUUCUGGGCUUGGGAACCCAAAGCAAGGAGAGCAGGGAGUCCCGGCCUAACACGCUCCCCCCGCCCCCAGUGUGUUGACUGGAUCGGCAGGGGUAGCCUUUUGCACAGAAGGAAUACGUGUGGCCCCUCGGCCCCAUUUAAGGGGAUGCUCACCCUCGUGGUCCAUGUCCUGGCCCUCUGCCCGGAUCCCUGCAAAACUAUUUUGACUUAAAGCCCCCCUGUGGAGCCAGCAGAGCAGCCUGUAGCGCAGCCACCAGGAAGCCGGCUUGGGGCUCGAUUCUCUGACGAGGCUCUUCAUUUUCUCUCUCUCUCCUCUCCCCCCCCCCCCCAUGCUCUCUUGGCAGUGGAACUGCAUGUCUGUAUUACAGGCUCAACUUAGAGACAGCUGUGGUAGGCUGUCAGGUUCCCCUCAUUUGCAGGUGGGUUUCAGAGAGAGAGAGAGGGAGAGAGAUCUGUUUUCAGCUUCCUUCCUUACAAGUUGGUCACACGCAGGUGUUAAGGAGCAGAUCUCUCCACUGCCAGGUUGCUGGUUCCUUGGACACCAGAAGAGCUGCUUCCCAGCCGCCACCCCCACCCACUCCUCCCCACACCCCCCAGGUGUGCAUUUUCCUUUAUGGGCAGCGUGUGCCACGAGCGCUUACAGUAGAGCUUCUAUUGUACGAUAUUCUUGUCAGUAUUCCGGUCUCCUCCUGGUUCAGACGUACAUAAUAGCUCGUAUAUAACCUGUAUUAAUUGUAUAGAUUGUGCAUUUAAAGCUGUUACCAAGUUGUUGGAAAAGAAGAGAAAGAGGUCAUAUGUAAUAUUUUGUUUGUAAGUAUCCUUUGUAUCAUAGCAAAGGAAAUGUUUAAAAAAAAAAGAGCUGUAAUAAUAAAGUAAUUUUAGUA
Hemicordylus capensis (graceful crag lizard) is the source of this 10771-nucleotide messenger RNA. It is a transcript of the gene TAOK1, whose product is annotated as TAO kinase 1. NCBI's taxonomy places the organism in Eukaryota, Metazoa, Chordata, Lepidosauria, Squamata, Cordylidae. The transcript is spliced from 20 exons. Gene Ontology annotation, biological process: execution phase of apoptosis; protein phosphorylation. Bases 574 to 3579 code for a protein of 1001 amino acids. Gene Ontology annotation, molecular function: protein kinase activity; ATP binding. The record is from RefSeq and is a predicted model, not a curated record.